Molecule: messenger RNA, 1286 nt
Organism: Salvia splendens (bonfire salvia)
Lineage: Eukaryota; Viridiplantae; Streptophyta; Magnoliopsida; Lamiales; Lamiaceae
Product: 60S ribosomal protein L2, mitochondrial-like
Exons: 2
Coding region: 93-1088 (331 amino acids)
Biological process (GO): translation
Cellular component (GO): ribosome
Molecular function (GO): structural constituent of ribosome
Source: RefSeq, a predicted model, not a curated record
GGAAAUUAAAUGGGUUCGCUUGCGGCUUUGGUAAUCUACAAACCCUACAUUUCUCGUCGGUUUUUCCGAUCUUCGGGCACUGUCAAUACAGCAUGGCCGCCGCCAGAACAGUCCUCCGUUCCGCCGCCACAUCAACUCGCAUUGCCUCGGCGAGACAAUCCGCCUCCAUUUUCAGAUCUCCUGUGGAGACGAGCAGUUUCAGUGGAGCUUCAAUUUCUCCACACCUCGGUCAAUUCGGGAAUUUAGAUGGAAGAAACUUCUCAACUAAGACGAGGAAAUUUCGAUUUCAGCGCAGAAUCGAUAUGAAGCGAAGCACCUCGGCUACAGGAAUCGUGGAAAGGAUAGAGUACGAUCCUAAUCGAACUUCUCGGAUCGCUCUAGUACGAUGGGAAGGCGGAGCUCUCCAAGGAAAAUCCAAGGCGGCGGCGGAUAUCGCGCUGCCGGCGGAGAGCCUCGAAUCCACUGUUGCCCCACCCACCGGUGCGUUUAACUUCUCCUCCCUGCCGGGGUUGCUGGAAUACAGAAGCUCAGCGUACUCUUCUAAAGGAGGAAAUAAGCAAACUGCGAAGUCUACAUAUGUAAUGGUUGGAGUACCUUCGUCGAAAAGCUGCUUUAAUGAAGGUUCAAGAAGCAAAAUUACUAACGGGAAGGAUGUUAUCGUCUCUGCUUUCUCUACGAAGGCCAAGGGAGAGAAUGCGGGUAUAUCUGAUGGUGUCCCAAGGAUAGCGGUGGCUGGGUCGAGGCCGGCUUACUUCGUUUUGGGAGAGAAAGAGGAAGUAGGAGGGAAGGAUGCGUUCACUCUUGGAGAGGUACAGAAGUGGAAGAAGGAUAGCGCUCGAUGGAUGCAUAGGAUCAAGCGUAAAGGGGCAGUUUCGUGGUCUAGUUUGAUGGGGCAAGAGAAGUUAGGGCUUAAGGGAUUGAAGCCGAGGAAUGGUGGCAAGGAAAAGACUGGGAAGCUCGGUGAUGAUCGUGUUCCUGUCACUUAUAUCAUAGCUAGUCAUCAGUUGGGAGAAGGCAACUUGGUGAUGAAUUGGUCCGGAGCUUCGAGUAGCAGCUCGUCUCAAUAUGCUAAAUAUGGUAAUAGAUAGUACCAACUUUGAUUGCAAAUUGAGAUCUGAGUAGAAGAAUAACAAAUUCCAAUUUUACUUGUGCUUUGGUUAAGCUUUCUAGUUGAACCUAUCUUUAUAUGAUUGUAAUACACAAUCGUGGAGCGAAAGCAAAGAUUGUGUUGGCUUCAUCAUUCUCUGUUUCUUCUCGUGGUAAACAGUAAUUUUUUCUUGAAUUCC